GAUCGCUCGGAGCGGUAAAAGUGGGACUUCGGCGAUGAAGUCAGUUCAUCUUGUCGGAGUUGACCUCAGACCUCGUGAAUCAAAUCAAACUCUUCCUUUUGGCCAAUUCUCGUCUCUCCACACUUCAAGUUAGACCAGACCAUACCCGGCGUGUAUUAACCGUGCUUUCAGUCAGGCAUUACUCGCAAUUACCUCUCCACAACAGCCCGAACUCGUUUUGUCUGCUCACCAACAAACGUUACGACCUUUCGCGUCCGAAGUGGCUCACGGAGCUUCCGAUAUCCUACACUGAUUUCGUUAGCCCUACCGACCGACAAUUGACCCACGAUGCCGGCGUUUCAGAGCAAAAAGUUCCGGUCCGCGGCCGACAUGAACAGCAUCGGCAUGCGGUACCGCACCCUCAUGAACAAACAUCCCUUCCUCAUGUUUGGCCUGCCCUUCAUGGCCGUCAUUGUCGCUGGUUCCUUCGUCCUCACCCCGGCCACUGCUGUCCGCUACGAACGCUACGACCGCAAGGUGCGCCAGAUGACCAAGGACGAGGAACUCAAUGUGCGCCGGUCUGCAAGGAAGGUGGACAUGAAGGAGGAGUACUACAGACUUGCUGGCAAGGACCUUGACGAUUGGGAACAGAAGCGUGUGAAGAGACUUCCUGGUGAGAAUGAUGGCGUGUUGUAAAUGAGGCUGUACAUGCUCCCUUGCUUUGCGUGUAUGGAAAGCUAUCACGAACUUGAGAAAAUCGCCGAUGCCAUCAAGAUCGACCUCCUGUGAAGGUUGCAAAAGACCACGAUCACGACCGCAUCGACGUCAUUACAUCUUCCUGCCCUCAGUGUCGCGGUUGUUUCUGAAACACCGGGAAGCAAGGGUCGCCAAGGAGGACAAUGUACCAUAUGUAAAUGGCAUCAAAGGCGUUUUGGCGUUUGGGAAUGAGAUCGCGUUAUCUGUCUCUAGUUCCGUAUCGCGUUGAGUGAAAUCCGCCCGGCUCCCCAAUUGUUUCGAUCGGAGGGUCCGGGAAUUAGCAGGUUUGAGGCUGCAGGGACGAGCCGUAACGUCACUGUUUGACCCAGUCGAAUGGUCAAAGGGAUAUCAGAGACAAGUUGUCAGAUAGAGAUCGAGACUGAAGUGAGGACAUCUAACGUCAGACUGACAAAGCAUCGAUGAGUCUAUGGAAGUUCGAUCUUGAUUCUAGGUUAUUGGAGGGUGAGAUGUUUCACAGGCUUGAAACGGGUGGACAAUGCGAGAAGGAGAUGCCUCAAAAUUGACAACAUCGAACAAGAGACUCGAAACUACAAGGCUUGCAGCUAUGAGACUUGCAUAUGUAAGUCAGUUUUGUGAGGUGCAUAUAUCACGCACUGCAAGCACUAGUAGGUGCAAUCUGUACCCUACCGCAACACGCAUUUGGACAGACAAUCGAUACAAGGCGGUACCAAGGCACAGAAUAUCUUCAUUUGGCGGUCUGCCAUCAGUCAAUUGCUUCAAAUCAUCCCUUGCAUCGGGUCACGUUGACACAAUGCCCCUGCAUCUCACAAUUUCCAAGUCUAAGCUUGAUCCGUUAAACAAGGCUUAGCCUGGCCAUCGUCAGUAUCGCAGUACUUACCUUGCCAUGUACUUGUAUUUCUAAUUACUAUCAUGGGUUUCAAAUUGUCCCGUCUUAAUCGCACUGCGUGAUCCCCUCAAUUGACAGUUCAUCUCAUCGUCGAUCGAGGGGACUCGACGCUCGAGCCUCGUCUCCUCACAGCCUAGCAUCCCAAUGAGUGGCUGAGGUAUCAUCACAUUGGCUGACGAGGCCAAGAUAUCACAGCACAAGGCCAAGGCUAAGGUUAGCUAAAGCUGCUAAGAGACACGCCAGAGAGGCAGCUAUCGAGCGGGAAGACGCGUAGUCAAUGAAUAAAGCUUCAAAUGGUGCUGCUUUAGCUCACGAUUGUAAAGGUAGCGCAGCUCUGCAGGGGCCAGAGCGCCACACCGGUCCCCGCGUUGGACUGAUCGUCCUGAGUGUCAAUUGGAGGAUCAGGCUCUAUCGAUUGACCUCAAAUUCAACCGAGACAUUUCUUCAUUAGUUGGUGAUCGUCAGGAGAUCGUCACGAACAUAUGAGUUAUAAUCGUGAUAAGAUGAUGUCGAGAAAGGCGAAUGUGGCCGUACAUCGGGUCGAUGAUGAUGAUAUUGAUGAUCAAUGGGGAAGGACCGAAAUCAAGAUAGAGGCAAGCCGUUCAAACACCAGGGGGUUAUAGAGGAGGGGUUGUGGCCAAUGACAAUUUGAUAUUUACAUGAAUGUCAUUGAAGGUAUCUGCUCGUCGCUGAAUGGCGGUCGGAGGCGAUGGUGAUCGUGACUAUCACUAACGUCAAGAGAUGGUGGUGAACCUAUCGCAAAAAUGCAAGGUACAAACUGUACCUGCAGGUACACGCACACGUUUCAGCACCUGGAAAUCAUCCCAAGUGUGUGUGGUCGUAUUGCAUUCAUACGAUUGUUUCCGCCAUCCGAGCAGCCGAACAAGGCGCAGUACAUUAACAAGAAUACGAUAACGUUUUGCCCAUUAGGCACACCACUUCGUAUAGGGUAGCAAUCGGCCUAGAUAUCAUGGUGUUUCGACAAACUCGCAUGUGAGUGGACAGAGAAAUCUUGGAAAGUUUGCUUGGCCCCCUGUCUGUAGGUCAUAUGUCUGGCCAUGCCAAGCCAAUUCGGCAAUUAGCACCUUUUUCUCAUGUCAGAAUUGCUCGGAGUUGCGAAAUGCAACGUUGGUUCCCCGAUACGGGAAUCCAAUAACAACGCAAGCACGAGCAGAGCAAACAGAUUGAAAGACGGGAACUAAAAAAGUUGCUGGUUGGUAUCGUAAUUAAUUUGUGUUCUAGAUCCAGACUCAGACACGCAAGGAUAACCGUGGUGUUGGUAAUUGCAAUUAACUUGCAUGAGAGAAGGGACCUAUAGCAGGCUAUAAUUGGGAAUGGAGAUCUAUGUAACCUCACAGUUAGCUGCCGAGUCAGAAAACACUGCCAGACCAAGGCAAAGGGUCAAUAAGAAAGUUUAUUAUGAGUGGAUGCAUCAAUUAAUCCUGCAUAUUCGCAGAUACCCUGGUUUUCCCUGUCACUUUUGAUCUUUGACCCAGGGAAGUUUUUCUUCUUUUAAUUGCAGACUCUGGGAUUCUACAGCAACGAUGUGAUAUCUCGAUGCCCGAUCCUGAAAAUUGACAAAGAAGCAAUAGUUGGCAGAAAAAAAAGAAAACAUAUUCCCGAUGCCACGAUAAUCUUCAGCUCAGCUGCGUUCGGAGACAGCGAUAAAUGAGCCUUCGUGGAUUCAACGCCCAGACGGGCCAAUGGCACGGGCUUGCGGGCACUAACUGUCACGACGCCACCACACCCAAAGAGCUGGAAAAACAGUCCGGCUUCACCAAGUCCGGACUACAAGGUUUUUGCAAGAAGCAAAAUGCUUUCAAGAUCCUUCAGCUAGAAAUAAUUAACGAUCUGCAUCGCAGGGGGGGGAGAUUACCUGACUUUGCAACAUCGUGAUUACAUCCGGACUGGGGCUCGGUCAUGUUUACUCUUCACGAUACUAAUUCAGUCUCAUCGUGUCCGUGAUUGUUCGGCCUCUGAGCCGGAGGCCAGCACUGCCGAGCCCUUUUUCAUCUCGUUUAUCAAAUGCCAAGACAAAAAGCGAGAAGCGACUCAUGAUAUCUCCAUGGAAUCGCUACCUUCUCUCCACCGAUAUCGUCAUCGUAUUCUUAUGGUUUACACGAAUUUACUUGUGCGGUCUCGAAAUGUCAAACCCGGUCGUAUCUCCACGACGAGACCCUGGAUCGUCAGGACUAGGAUGCAGUAUACAUGAUGAGUCCUCCACCGUGAAAUGGAUGCGAAUAAGUGGAAUGAGGGGUUCAGCAGAUUCACCGCCUGUGUUCAAUUAACCAGUGACAGACCGUUGGCCGUUUUCGGAUUCACGUUGUGAAGCGGUACCCAUUAUUUUCUUAAUUGCAAAUGGGAAAAAUGAAACAUCCUCCACCGCCAAUUCUGUAAUCGCGCUUGUGACCGGAAAGAGGCUGAACCGCUGUCACUGUGAAUUGCUUCGAAUGCUUGGCCCGGCCGUCAUUCCUAGUGCGGAAGACAAAGACAGAGUCAAUUGUCUGGGGAAGAAUGAAGAUGAGGGGCACAUGAGAGGGCACGGGAUAGGUAGUCUCAUGCACGAUGCAGGUGAGAAAUCGCAUCACAAGUUAGGUCGACCAUUUCAUGUGGGUGAUACACACAUGGUCUACGCCGCGCAGUAGCGUACACAUACGUUGGGGUUAGAGCAUCUCGAUAGAUCUCAGCUCGACUGGCAAUAGCGAGAGAGUGAAAUGAUGGUUGCUGGGUGUAGAUUCAGCUUGUAGGGUUUAGUAGCAAGGGCGGAUGCAAGCGUAGAUUGAAUAUCGAUUCUGCUAGAGAUUAGCCUACGCGAUCGCGAACAAAGCACUUUUUGUCUGAGAAUCCCUACGGUACCUGCAUCAAGGUCGAGAAGCUGCUUCAUCGUCGGCGUACCUGAUCGUUGACACCCACACGGCGUCUUGGCACCGCUGUGAACCCCUCCACCGAACGAGCGGCGCCGCCUCUCGUCUGGUCUUGGGACGCAAGGGGGUUGUCACAUUGUGCGGAGCGAGCGGUGAAGACAUUCAUUCAUCUGCUGUUGGUGGUUAGUGAGCUCCAUUUGACUCCAGUCUCCAUCUCCAUCUCUAUCCCCAUCCACGAUGGAUGAAUAGCUGAAAAAAAUGCUGCAAUAGAGUUUCGGCUGGCGCGCGAAACCGUAGCUGAGAGUUGUUGUUGGCUCCUCGGAGCUACUUCUUAAUUCUAUGGCAACGACAAACGCAACGGGUAAGCAAACGGUCGGAGUGGCCGCUCUACGCAUGUCGUGGUUUUGAAAUGGAUGAUCUGUUACUGGAGUCGUGAAAAGAUGCGCAAUAAGUGACGUCCAGUUAUCGCCCUUUGGUGCCACGACAACUUGCUGUGCAAUGCAUUACAGCAACAGAUCUGCGCUGGCGUGCACACGAAACCGCCAACCAACAAAUUUUAUGCUCAGUGACAGCAUGAUCUGCUAUCAGCUUAUACCUGAAAGAGCUUGUAUCGACUUCAUUCGUAUACCAAUUGUACUCUGCCUGUAUCUCACGAUGAGUUUGAUUCCCAGACCCGGGAAUUGAAUUGGCUUACACUCAGACUCAAGUUCACGCUCAAGACAUUUUGCUUUUGUUUCAUUUCUACAUGGUGUUCGCCCUGCAUCUCAUGCUUCUGAACAUGGACCAGGCAUUUCAAUCGGGAGCGAGAAUUCUGGACCGGAAUCUUCAAGCACGGGCCUUUUUGGAGUAUUUGCUUUUUUCCCUUUUUCCAAUCGAUAUCAUCAAUAUUAAUCAGACACGUCGUGACUAGACAACCUCCGCAGUUACAUGGGUUAGAGGCAGCCUAAUCAGAAUUGGCGGUGACCUUGUCGAAAAGGGCUGAAGUCAAGGGAGAGUUAAAGAAGCAAAUGGUGAUAGACGUGAAAGUUUCGGGAGCUACCAGUUGGCGCUGGGCCUGAUGACCUGUAUUGGAAAAAGAGGCUUUUGAGGCGUGGUCUAACGAGAGGUAAGGUACCAGGCACAGCAUUUCUAAGUCAGGUACAGUGAGGGCCCAGACCCCGAGGCUGACAGUUUUUUUUGGUGGAUGGAGACUGAGAUAGACGGAGAAGAAAAAAAAAAAGAAGAAAAGA
This is a messenger RNA of Fusarium odoratissimum NRRL 54006, 5696 nucleotides long. Its product is annotated as cytochrome c oxidase assembly protein COX16, mitochondrial. Gene Ontology annotation, biological process: mitochondrial respiratory chain complex IV assembly. The coding region runs from base 328 to 675 and encodes 115 amino acids. Lineage: Eukaryota; Fungi; Ascomycota; Sordariomycetes; Hypocreales; Nectriaceae. The transcript has 2 exons. The record is from RefSeq and is a predicted model, not a curated record. Gene Ontology annotation, cellular component: mitochondrial inner membrane.